GCUCUCGACAUCCCCCAAACUUCUCGACGACACUAUCACAUGCCUCUGAUACGCUGCCUGUGCGCUGGCCGACACAUGGCCAAUGCUUUGGUCCACCCGUCAAGGCCCCUUACUCAAAGUUCCGGUACAAGUUCAUGGUCCAGACCAAGCAGCUGCCAACACGCCGAUCGCUCAUCCUGGUGCAUCUGUUCACCCUGGGCUUUGUGACGUUCGCCUAUCUUGCCCUGGGCACGAUCCACUACCCAUACCAUGUCGUCACGUACCUGUUCCACUUUGUCAAAUGCAGCCAACGGCUAUUUGAGACCCUGCUCAUCGACAAGCAUUCGAACCCGACCAUCUCCAGAGGCGCCCUGGCCUUUAUUCUCUCCGAGCAGAUCAUUCUCGCGGGAUUCAACUGCUACAGCGUCCUGUGUCUCGACGGCGAUCGCGACGGCAACUUGAUUGAGCUCGUUUUCCCGACACCGCUGGUAGCCUUUGCCCUGGGCGCGGGAAUCUAUCAUCACCGCCUGCUUGCCAAGCUUCGGCGGCGGAAACAUGAGCCUUCGCCGAGCCAGAACCGAAGUCGGCCAUACCGGAUACCCAAGGGCGGGCUGUUUGUGUACACGACGUGCCCGCAUUACUUUUUCGAGCUCCUGAGCUGGUUGGGUUUCUCGAUGAUUGCCCACCGACCCACCGUCUAUGGGCAGACGCUCUACAUUGGACUGAGCAUGUACGGCCGAGCCUACCAGACCCGGAACUGGUAUCGAAACUAUGUCACGAACGGAUACCCGACAGACCGCACCUGUCUGAUACCGUUCAUCUCAUGAGCUCAGAGUGUGCAAAGACAUGAGUCUCCCUGCGGCGCACGGUCCUGGUUUCCUGCUCCAGCGCCUGCUCGCUCGCCCGGCUGACUCUCUGGCUUCCUGACGACCUGGACUGCCUGGCUGCCUGACCGUCUGGUUUCUUGACUGCACAAGCCGGUUAUUCCCAUCAAACACCAUAUCAUGGAGCUGCACCAUCAACACCGACACCGACACCA
Messenger RNA from Polychytrium aggregatum, 1018 nucleotides. RefSeq names its product 3-oxo-5-alpha-steroid 4-dehydrogenase-domain-containing protein. Lineage: Eukaryota; Fungi; Chytridiomycota; Chytridiomycetes; Polychytriales. The transcript has 2 exons. The record is from RefSeq and is a predicted model, not a curated record. Gene Ontology annotation, biological process: lipid metabolic process. Gene Ontology annotation, molecular function: oxidoreductase activity, acting on the CH-CH group of donors. Bases 135 to 806 code for a protein of 223 amino acids.